Messenger RNA from Rubroshorea leprosula, 3075 nucleotides. The record is from the annotation of a GenBank genome assembly. NCBI's taxonomy places the organism in Eukaryota, Viridiplantae, Streptophyta, Magnoliopsida, Malvales, Dipterocarpaceae.
CAGAUCUUUACAUGUGGUUUAACUUGGAUGGCUGAUGAUUACAAAACACCAUCAACUAUACCGUAGUGGCGAUACACCCAAUUUAAUCUGAUGUUGUUAAAUUCUACCGCUACGAAAACAUCCCUAGAGUAGAGAACCCAUGAGAAAAAAAUUAGCCAUGUUCUACCAGCUCGCCGUAGUGCUGUGUCUCCUGGUGAACACAGUCGCCAGAGAUGUUAACUUCACCUAUAAUGGGUUUCGAUCGGUGAAUUUGAGCCUCGAUGGUCUAGCAGAGGUCACUUCCAAUGGACUCUUGAAGCUUACCAAUGAUACCCAGCAGCAACAGGAAUACAAUAGUCUAGAACAGAGAAUGAAUGUCACCUUAGCUCCAAUUAAUGUUCCUAAACCCAAACUCCCACUUUUGUCUCUGUCAAGGGAUUUAUCGCCCAUCGUCAACGAUACUGUAUACAUCGGAUUCUCUGCGUCAACUGGUACGGUCGUAACAUCUCACUAUGUUUUGGGUUGGAGUUUUAUGAUUAACGGCCAAGCAGAGGAGCUCGUUAUUUCACAGUUGCCUAAGCUUCCUCGCAGAGAACCGGAGCAAACAUUGAAGUAUUUAACAAUUGGUUUGCCUCUGAUUUCCAUGACUCUGGUUUUUGCAACAGUUUCAGGGGUUGUUUAUUUCAUAAAGAGGAAGAGGGAAUUCGCAGAUGUAGUUGAAGAUUGGGAACUCGAUUACGGGCGUCAAAGAUUCAAGUACAGAGAUCUGUAUGUGGCCACAAAUGGGUUCAAGGACAAAGGGUUACUGGGUUCUGGUGGUUUUGGUAAAGUUUAUAGAGGAGCAUUACCUACCUCCAAAUUGGAGAUUGCCGUUAAAAAAGUCUCUCAUGAAUCAAGACAGGGGAUGAAGGAAUUCGUGGCAGAAAUUGUUAGCAUCGGUCGUCUCCGUCACCGGAAUUUAGUACAACUCCUGGGGUAUUGCCGGAGGAAAGGGGAGUUGCUCUUGGUCUAUGACUACAUGCCGAAUGGAAGUCUGGACAACUACCUUUAUGGCCAGCCGAAUAUCACCCUGAAUUGGAGACAGAGGUUUAGGGUCAUCAAAGGCGUAGCCUCGGCUCUCCUUUAUUUGCACGAAGAAUGGGAACAAGUUGUGAUUCAUAGAGAUGUAAAGGCCAGCAAUGUUCUCUUAGACGGUGAAUUGAACGGAAGAUUAGGAGAUUUUGGGUUGGCGAGAUUGUAUGAUCAUGGAACGGAUCCACAAACAACACAUGUGGUGGGUACUCUAGGGUACCUAGCGCCGGAGCACAUCCGAACAGGGAAGGCCACAACCAGUACCGAUCUGUUUGCUUUUGGUGCCUUUUUGCUAGAAGUUGCCUGUGGAAGAAGGCCGAGUGAACCACAAGGUGAAACAGAGGAUUUGAUUCUGGUUGAUCUGGUGUUUUUGUUUUGGCAAAGAGGGGAGAUUCUUGAGGUCAGAGAUCCAAAAUUAGGGAUGGAUUUUGUAGCAAACGAGGUGGAGUUGGUAUUGAAGCUGGGGUUACUCUGUUCGCAUUCAGACCCCACAGCCAGGCCAAGCAUGCGCCAAGUGGUGCAGUACUUAGAAGGCAAUGUUCCUUUGCCUGACUUGUCAGCACUAGGCCUGACUGCUGGUGGCCUAACAUUUGCCCAUGGUGAAGGUUUUGAUGACUUUGUCUCGUCCUAUCCGUCCUCCAUGGAUAAGGCAUACACGCAUUCCUCUUCAAUUUCAGAAUCCCUACUUUCAGGAGUGGAACUCGAUACGAUAAAGAAUGUCGAGUUCGAGGACAUAGAUGACAACCAUGUCGGAAUUGAUUUUAAUGGGUUGACGUCCAAGGCGUCCCAUGGAGCUGGGUAUUAUGUGGACGGUACCGGCCAAUUUAUAAACCUGACGCUGAUCAGCGGACAGCCAAUGCAAGUUUGGGUAGAAUACAAUAGUCUAGAACAGAGAAUGAAUGUCACCUUAGCUCCAAUUAAUGUUCCUAAACCCAAACUCCCACUUUUGUCCCUGUCAAGGGAUUUAUCGCCCAUCGUUAACGAUACUGUAUACAUCGGAUUCUCUGCGUCAACUGGUGCGGUUGUAACAUCUCAUUAUGUUUUGGGUUGGAGUUUUAUGAUUAACGGCCAAGCAGAGGAGCUCGUUAUUUCACAGCUGCCUAAGCUUCCUCGCAGAGGACCGGAGCAAACAUUGAAGUAUUUAACAAUUGGAUCGCCUCUGAUUUCCCUGACUCUGGUUUUUGCAACAGUUUCAGGGGUUGUUUAUUUCAUAAAGAGGAAGAGGGAAUUCGCAGAUGUAGUCGAAGAUUGGGAACUCGAUUACGGGCGUCAAAGAUUCAAGUACAAAGAUCUGUAUGUGGCCACAAAUGGGUUCAAGGACAAAGGGUUACUGGGUACCGGUGGGUUUGGUAAGGUUUAUAGAGGAACAUUUCCCACCUCCAAAUUGGAGAUUGCCGUCAAAAAGGUCUCUCAUGAAUCAAGACAGGGGAUGAAGGAAUUCGUGGCGGAAAUUGUUAGCAUCGGUCGUCUCCGUCACCGGAAUUUAGUACAACUCCUGGGGUAUUGCCGGAGAAAAGGGGAGUUGCUCUUGGUCUAUGACUACAUGCCGAAUGGAAGUCUGGACAAGUACCUCUAUGGCCAGCCGAAUAUCACCCUGAAUUGGAGGCAGAGGUUUAGGGUCAUCAAGGGCGUAGCCUCCGGGCUACUCUAUUUGCACGAAGAAUAGGAACAAGUUGUGAUUCAUAGACAUGUAAAGGCCAGCAAUGUUCUCUUAGACAGUGAAUUGAAUGGAAGAUUAGGAGAUUUCGGGUUGGCGAGAUUGUAUGAUCAUGGAACGGAUCCACAGACAACAAAUGUGGUGGGUACUCUGGGGUACCUAGCGCCGGAGCAGACCCGAACAAGGAAGGCCACAACCAGCACCGAUCUGUUUGCUUUCGGUGCCUUUUUGCUAGAAGUUACCUGUGGAAGAAGGCCGAUUGAGCCACAAGGUGAAACAGAGGAUUUGAAUCUGGUUACUCUGGUGUUUUCGUUUUGGCAAAGAGGGGAGAUUCUUGAGAUCAGGGAUAAAAAAUUAGGGACGGUUCU